Messenger RNA from Aspergillus fijiensis CBS 313.89, 1230 nucleotides. RefSeq names its product serine/threonine-protein kinase. Gene Ontology annotation, molecular function: calcium/calmodulin-dependent protein kinase activity; ATP binding. The transcript has 4 exons. Bases 1 to 1230 code for a protein of 409 amino acids. Lineage: Eukaryota; Fungi; Ascomycota; Eurotiomycetes; Eurotiales; Aspergillaceae. Gene Ontology annotation, biological process: protein phosphorylation; cellular response to oxidative stress. The record is from RefSeq and is a predicted model, not a curated record.
AUGCUCAACAAGCUGUCUGGACAGCCGGAAAGCUACGAGAAGAAAUCCCACUACAAAUUCGGAAGAACGCUCGGUGCUGGCACAUAUGGUAUCGUCCGGGAGGCGGAUAGCAGCAAAGGGAAAGUCGCGAUCAAGAUCAUCCUGAAGAAGAAUGUCCGAGGCAACGAACGCAUGGUCUACGAUGAGCUGGAGAUGCUCCAGGCUCUGAACCAUCCCAACAUCGUCCACUUUGUCGAUUGGUUCGAAUCGAAGGACAAGUUCUACAUCGUCACGCAACUGGCCACAGGUGGAGAGUUGUUCGAUCGCAUUUGCGAAUACGGAAAGUUCACAGAGAAGGAUGCGUCUCGAGUCAUCCGACAGGUGCUCGGUGCCGUACAUUACCUGCACGAGCGAAACAUCGUCCACAGAGAUCUGAAGCCCGAGAACCUUCUAUACCUCACCCGCGCCCCUGAUUCCCCCUUGGUUCUGGCCGACUUCGGUAUCGCUAAGAUGUUGGAUAGCCCCAGCGAAGUUCUCACCAGCAUGGCGGGAUCGUUCGGCUACGCUGCCCCCGAGGUGAUGUUGAAGAAGGGCCACGGCAAGGCCGUCGACAUGUGGUCCCUCGGAGUCAUCACCUACACCCUCCUCUGCGGCUACUCGCCCUUCCGGUCCGAGAACCUGACCGACCUGAUCGAGGAGUGCCGCUCGGGGCGGAUCAUCUUCCACGAGCGCUACUGGCGCGACGUCUCCCAGGACGCCAAGGACUUCAUCCUCACGAUGCUGCAGCCAGACCCCGCCAAGCGCGUCACGUCAGAGGACGCCCUGAAGCACCCCUGGCUGACCGGCGAGACCGCCAGCGACCGCGACCUGCUGCCCGAGAUCCGCGCCUACAUCGCCCGGUCGCGUCUGCGCCGCGGCAUCGAGAUCAUCAAGCUGGCCAACCGCAUCGAGUCCCUCAAGAUGCAGGAGGACGACGACGAGGAUAUCCCCAGCGUCGUCGAGGUGGCGGGCGGCGAGGCCGACGCCGCGGCCCCCCACUCGACCGACCCGGCGGCCGCCUCCCCGAACGGCAAGUCCGCGCCUUCGUCCCCGGAAAGCGACGCCACGGGCCGCAAGAAGCGCAGCCUUAGCAAGGUCGCCCGCGGCGCGAUCUUCCGGGAGGUUGUCCUUGCCAAGGUGCGCGAGGCGAAGGAGACCGAGGAGCGCGAACGCGUGGAGCGGGAGGCUCGCGAGAAGACCUCUCAUGCUUGA